Messenger RNA from Asterias rubens (European starfish), 1725 nucleotides. Its product is annotated as branched-chain-amino-acid aminotransferase-like protein 1. The coding region runs from base 397 to 1392 and encodes 331 amino acids. NCBI's taxonomy places the organism in Eukaryota, Metazoa, Echinodermata, Asteroidea, Forcipulatida, Asteriidae. The record is from RefSeq and is a predicted model, not a curated record. The transcript is spliced from 2 exons.
UGCACGGGGUGGAAGUUCUGCUGGUAGUUGAUUCGCUUCUACACAGUGUAGUGUUUGAAUUACCAAAAGUGGAGGCAUUUGUAAUCACCAUGCUGAGUCACCAUGCUGUAUUGACAAUGAUGUGUCUUUAAGGCUAAGACUUUAUACCAGAUGACGCACGAAUUUGAGAUAUAUACCGGUACCUUUUUAACGUUGUGGUACUCCAAAUCACGGGAUUUUGCAUUCAUUUGCUGGUUGUUUUAUAGCACUGCCAAAAUGUAAUGUAAUAUUAGCUGUCCUUUAUUCAUAAGUCCUUUUGCAGACAGAAAAGUGACGCGGUAGCUUGUGCUCCGGGAUCCUGAUGAGUAUUACAACUCUGUCAAACGAAGUCAAUUGACGCAAACAACACAGAACAAGAUGGCUACAGAUGAGCAAUCAGCUGCCAAGACUCGACGCGUCUUGUUAUGGGCCCCACCUCGGUCCCUUUCCACCGCUUUUGAGCGUUGCAUCAGUGCACUCGGUGACGACGUUCAGAUCUUCCAUGAGAUGUAUACCGCGGCGUGUCACAUCGGACCCGAAAAUCAGAUCAAAAUUCCCACGUUUGAGUCAGUUUUGAGAGAUCCACUCUACACCUACGCCCGAGUUCAGAAGAUUCUGGAGGCCCCUGCUCCACCCAAGAAACAGAUCUUCUUUUGCAAAGAACUCGCGUAUACGGUGGAUGGAAAGUUCGACAAGUUACCAGCGGGAUACAGGCACACCUUCUUGAUACGCCACCCAGCCAGGGUGUUCAUAUCCAUGAAUAAAAUGCUAAAGAAAUACUUUGCUCGGACUUUUCUUAAACUCCAAUUGAACCAGGUUGUCCCGGAAGGAUUCGUAUUCAAAGAGAUGUAUCGACUUUUUGAGCACGUGACCAAUGAUCUCGGUCAGGAGCCAAUCAUAAUUGACGCUGAUGACCUCAUCCAGAAUCCUCUUGGAGUUUUAUGCGCAUACUGUAACGCAGUGGACAUACCCUUCUCGCCAUCAAUGGAUAAAUGGCGACCAAUCAAAGAGGAGAAGAGAAGCUGGAUUUACUCCACAAGGAUCAUGAUUAUUAACAAGCUCAUUGGCCAAUACGAACGGGCGUUUAAAACGACUGGACUCGAAAAGCACUCGGAGAGACCAAUCGACUUGAGCCUUAUAUCACCUGAUGUUUUGGAAGCAACGAAAGCAAGUAUUGGGUACUAUGAGAAGAUGUACGCAUUGCGUCUGAAACCAGUGAAGUUUUCACCCCAAACGACCCUGCAGACACACGAGCAGGAACAAGAAGAGGGGUCGGCAACCAACGACACAGAUGAGCCAAUAGAAACAAAGAACGAGUGCGUACCUGUUUACCUUUCAAAAAUUGCUCUUUACACGAUGGCAAACGUCAUCUAGAAGUACACGAAAUAUCACUUUCUGAAACUUUGCCAAUUAUUCUGACUAAUUUUUCCCCUGCGUCUUUAUUCCAGGCACCUACCUAUCAGGUGAUGAGACGCUUGACUAUAAAGAAAAUGAUGCAAAGUCACCAUGACAACGAUGUACAGGACAGCCAAUCGGAUUUGAGAACUGGCGUGAUCCCAGAGUGACUAUAAAAAGCAAUAACUUGGACCCCCUCCUUCCCAACGCAAUAUGACUUCGCUAGUUUGUGUGUUGCACCAUCCAAGGGACAAGUUGAGCGAACAUUCUUGUUGCAGUUUUGUUCAUGGUGAAAGAUUUAAAAAAAAAAAA